Exophiala spinifera is the source of this 513-nucleotide messenger RNA. RefSeq lists its product as uncharacterized. The record is from RefSeq and is a predicted model, not a curated record. Bases 1 to 513 code for a protein of 170 amino acids. Lineage: Eukaryota; Fungi; Ascomycota; Eurotiomycetes; Chaetothyriales; Herpotrichiellaceae. The transcript has a single exon.
AUGAGUGGAACACGUUCUACCCCGGCACCAGCCAACUACGUCGCCUUCAGCGCGCCCAUCAACCCGCCCGGCGCGAGCCCGGUGCUCACGUACGCGCAGAUCUGGCAGGGCCUGCUGAAGAAGAUCCGCGCCGCGCAAGACUUUGUCGGGGCCGCCAUCGUCUCGACCGACGUCAUCUCCGAGUCCACCAGCGAGCACGGCCUGCCGGUGACGGUGCGCGAGGUCGUGUUCCGCGAGGGCGGCCGGCGCGUGCAGGAGCGCUGCGUCGCCUUCGAGCCCAUGAAGGUCGAGUUCCACCAGCCCGACGGCAGCAAGGUGCAGAACGUCAUCAGCCAGGACGCCGGCGGCAACCUCUACAUGACGUACACCUUCGAAUGGCUCCAUUACGACCUCGAGGGAGACGACGCGGCACUCGGGGCCGCCAGGGAAAAGGAGUGGAAGAUGGCCCAGCUCGCCGUGGAGAAGACGAUAGAGGUCAUGAGGGAGAUGGCGAAGGAUGGGAGAAUCAAAUGA